Corythoichthys intestinalis (scribbled pipefish) is the source of this 2308-nucleotide messenger RNA. It is a transcript of the gene bcas1, whose product is annotated as brain enriched myelin associated protein 1. Lineage: Eukaryota; Metazoa; Chordata; Actinopteri; Syngnathiformes; Syngnathidae. The record is from RefSeq and is a predicted model, not a curated record. Bases 92 to 1576 code for a protein of 494 amino acids. The transcript has 15 exons.
ACACUUCACCUGUGGUUUUCUUCCAGAGUAGGAUCUCUUAUACUUAGACUUGAGGAGCAGCUGGGUAAACCUGCACAUUUAAGUUUCAAGUAUGGGGAAUGAGAAUUCCAAGAUCAAAGAUUCAAGCAAGAUCACUCAAGAUGGUAAAAAUGGAGAGCUAAAUGGCCAGGCAGUAGACAUAGCAUCCAAUGGAUUAGAUAUUGAUGUGAGCAGUCAGUUGCCAAACCAACUAAACGGCAAGGCCACAGUGUUAAACUCUGACUUGGUCAUGCAAUCGAACAGUCAGCAUCUUGAAACAGAAGAUGUUCCCGAGAAGCUGGCUGUCAAUCCCCAGAAAGAAGAUGUAAAACAUGACGAAAAGAUGCAACUUUUUGAAAAAAUAUUCAAAAGGAAAGCAGAUCUAGAGGCCCCUGCUGAUACAGAGAGUGUUGCUGAGAACCAUAAGAACAUAACAAAUGAGUCAAGUCUCCUUGCUGACGAAACACAGUUGGACACAGCUAACCAAAAGCAAGAGGCACUGACAGAAGUAAAGAGUGGAUCGCCAGACCAAACUGACAACGCUAACAGCACAUCUGCUCAAGAGGAGACUAACUCAGAAGAGAGUCCAGUUAUGAAUUUCUUCAAAAAUUUAAAUUUAACGCUGACUGUCCCUUCCGUUGUUCGGCAGAUGACUCCCACUAAAACAUCCAAAAAGGAAACUCCUGAAGUCUCAAAGGAUCAGAGGCAGAGGGAGAGCCAGUCAGCGACAACCACCACUGUUGCACAAGUUUCUGAUCCUCCUGCAGCUUCUAAGGGAAUGUUAAUCCCACCACCUCCACCACCAGAGCUUCCAAAAGUGGAAGUCAAAGCAGAGCAAAGUAGCAAAUCAGCAAAGCCCACCACCUCCAAAGAAACAACAAAAACUGUGGCAAAAAGCACGGAAUCAUCCAAAGGGAAAUCAACCAAAGAUGUUCUCAGCAAAUUCUUCCGUCCAAAGACUAACAAGGAGACACAACUGCAAGAAGUAGAGGCUGAAGUAAUUCCCAUUGUAGAAAAACAGGAAACUCCUGAUGAUGUGCAACAAGCAGUAAUAGAGGUUGAGGCUGAAGAACCUCAACAGACACCAGAAGAGGCAACACUGAUGGUUGUAGAGGAGAAGAUGACGGUAGAGGCACCGCAGCCAGAGGUAGAAAAUGAGGUGAAUCCUGCUAAAGCUGGGACUCUGGAGGCCACUGCAAGGCCAGAACCACCCCCACCUGUUCACGAGGAGAAGAAAACGCCAUCGAAGUCCUCAUUCCUCUCUUUCCUCAAACCUAAAGCUAGUGACCCCAAGAAGGCAAGCCCUGCCCCUGCCAAACCUGCAGACGCAACUUCUGCGGUAAAGGCCAAAGAGGAACCCAAAGCAACGGUCAAAUCAGUCGAGGUGGUCAUAGAUGACAAAGUGGCCUCAGUGGCCACCAAAGCUGGUGACAGUGCCCGGAAGCCAGAGAAGAGGAACUCCAUCCAGCUCUUCUUGAAACAUCUGGGUCAGAAACGUCAUUCGACAGAUGCUGGGGUCCAGACCGAGCCAGUGAAUGUGGCUACAGCAGCCAAAUGAGACCAGAAUCAACACUCAAGUUCUUCUGUAUAGACUCCUCUAUCCUUAUUUUUCUCUCUGGCUCAUGUCUCCAUUUUGUGGAACCAUUUUAACAAUAAUUACUCUUUUUUUUUUUUUUUAAUCCGUUUGACUGCUUAGAGGUACAGUAUAUACAAUUGGGGGAGGGGGGUAAAAGUGAAUUAGUAGAGUGGAUAAACUGAUUAGUGACAAUGCGGGAAGAUGUCCAUUUUUGGUUUAAUUAAGGACCUGACACAUGUAAUGGGACUCGCCUUGCUCGCCUAACAAACACUUUUUACAGGAUCCACUAGCACACUUUGCUUCUACUGUAGGUGCUUAGUACCACACAGAAACCUUUCUUUGUUGUUAUUGAGUCAACAUUUAUAUGUGCUUGACAUCAUAGACUGCACUCAAAGAUGAAUUAUGUAAGCUGUUCAUCAAUAUUGACACCAUCUCUUAGACCCUUGCUAUGAAUCACAAUCGUUACUUUGUCUGGAAAUGAUUGCAAUCUUAAAAAAUAACAUUCAAGUUGGAAUGAAUGCAAAAUCAUAGUCAUUGUCAUGCGUGCAUGUUGUAUGAAUUGCAACUGAUGCUAUAGUCAACAUAAUGUUGCUAUGUUGUGAACUGUCAUUUAAUGGCUGUCCUGUGGUAUUGUCUUGUGCAAUUAAUGUUAUGCUUUUGUCUGCUUCAUGUCUUUACAUCUUUUAAGUACAAUAAAAAGUUUGUUGUUUCUUG